AUGGUCGACGCUUUUCAGAACGAUUGCGGGCUUGUCUCGACGGCGCCUCGGCCGGUUCGCAAGAAAUUCGCCAAACCGCCCGUCAAAGUAGCUUGUUUGCCUUGUCGCGCCUCCAGAACACGUUGUGGCGGACAGGAACCCUGUUCCAAUUGUGUCGCCAAAGGCCGAAAAUGCUCAUACCUACCCAGCAAGCGGGGUGGGCCUCGCAAGAAGAAGCAAAAGGCCUCGCCCUCUCCAGAAGAAGAAGAGGCGCCGCAUGAAGAUGCACAGUAUGCUGUGGAUCCCGCUGUGGAAUUCGAUGAGCCGCCGGGGAUGUUCAGUCAAAUCGACGUGCUGUCUCUACCGGGCGCUGGAUUGCGGCAUCUGGAUUUCCCACAGGUGGGCUCUCUAUUCCAGGGCUUCUAUGGUGGAGAUGGAAGUCCGUCUCAUGUUCAUCUGGAGGCUAUGCCGUCCCCCAUGAGUACAACGUCAUGUCUGGUGAGAACCUACGGGAGUGAACCAGAAAUUUUGAACGCCUAUUAUGAUUUCAUCCAUUCUUAUUUCCCCAUCUUGCCGCCUCGGGCAUCACCCCAGUUCCAGGACCGACCAUUGCAUUGUCCUGUCUCCCCGGGGCCAUCAUCAGAGCCUCUCAUGAUGUAUAGGCCCCGCUCGCCGUUGAGCCUGGCAAUAUCAGCAAUUCUGGCCCUAAUCCCACAUCCUGAUGACCCGGAACCUUCUUCACCUGCAUCCGUUCUUCAGCGAAGGACGUACUCGCAUACAUUUGCGCAACUAGCAAAUUCGAUCAUUGAGACUGAGUGUGAUCUAGAACUGUCCUCCACUGAUCCCGGUCAAGCAUUGUCAAGUGCGCGACCUUCGGUCAAUCGAGAGAGGCUUCAUCCUAUGACUCCUGAGGAUCUCGAGACCCUUCUAGCUCUGCUGAUUCUUUCGGUAUAUGAGUAUUCUCAAAGAGGGAAUCUUCUCAAGAUGAGAUAUCGGGCUGGUCAAGCAUUGGCUCUUGCUCUGGAUAAGUCGCUUCAUUGCUGCAUGGACAAUGAUGAAUACUCCGAAGCUCGGCGUAGAGCUUGGUGGAUGACGUAUUAUUGCGUCAUUCAAGGCUCCAUUGUGAGCACCACUCCCCCGACGAUAGUCAUCAAUGACCCACAAUUUACGACCCCAUACCCACGUUUCGAGUCAGAUGCCGAGGGCUGGUCCAUCCUAAUCCAAGCACAACAAGUCUUGAUUUCCGCCACUCAAUUCAUCUCCGAUCUUAACAAGAGUCUCACGUCCCAAACGGGUCUGCAUUACAUAUUUGAACGAAUGCAGCAACUCGAUUCUUGGACAAACUCUGUACUUGCGCAGACAGAUGUGCUUCCAAUGGUCUCUCACGAGCCUGACUUUGGCGAUCGCCGUGAAACGAUAACUGCUCAGAGUAUACGGCGAAUCUCCCGGAUUAAAUUGUCCAGUGCACAAAUCAAAACCCAUAGAUUCCGAGCCUUCUCCGACAUACCCAUCUUCAUCAAACGACACUGCGACUUGACAGCUGCAAACCCGGGCAACACAUUAACAGACCCACCCACAAAGCCCGCCGUCCAAGCAUCAGGAAUAAAUAAUGUCUCCUGCUCAUGCAGCAAUCUCGACCACUUCCAACGCGCCUCAUCAACUGAAUACAUGACACCCUCCGACUCCUCAACCUCAUCCGACAUUCACCCCUACAUUCCCCAAUACCAACAAUACCCAUUCGCAUCCGGAUUCCCAUACAGCCCACAACACUCAGCAAAGAUAUGUCUACGAUCCGCACUCACUAUCUCCCGCAUGUUCGAGGCACUGCCCUAUCCCCAACCCCUAUCCGAGAGCGGACAGCAGCAACAGCAUCAAUCGGGGCAGCCCCUGCCUCGAACGAUGCCUUCCUUCGCAUGUUGUCUCAUGCAAAGCAGUUACGCGAUGUUCAUGAUCUUCUACAAGGCCCGCGUGGCGAAGCAACUCUCGCCGGACGUGGAGAGUGAGCUCAUGAGUGAUUCAACAGAACAGCUCGUAGAAGAUCUGAGGCAGGGACUGGAGCGGAUUAUUGCGGCUGUGUCAAAUUAUUCGUUUGCUUUUGAGGCGUUGGAUGGGAUGCGAGACGAAAUUCAGGGUGCAUAUCAAACGGCGUUCCCUUCUGCAUCUGUUUAA
Molecule: messenger RNA, 2148 nt
Organism: Penicillium cataractarum
Lineage: Eukaryota; Fungi; Ascomycota; Eurotiomycetes; Eurotiales; Aspergillaceae
Exons: 10
Coding region: 1-2148 (715 amino acids)
Biological process (GO): regulation of DNA-templated transcription; DNA-templated transcription
Molecular function (GO): DNA-binding transcription factor activity, RNA polymerase II-specific; zinc ion binding; DNA binding
Source: RefSeq, a predicted model, not a curated record